Molecule: messenger RNA, 3453 nt
Organism: Athene cunicularia (burrowing owl)
Lineage: Eukaryota; Metazoa; Chordata; Aves; Strigiformes; Strigidae
Product: testis-expressed protein 2-like
Exons: 14
Coding region: 248-3028 (926 amino acids)
Cellular component (GO): endoplasmic reticulum
Molecular function (GO): lipid binding
Source: RefSeq, a predicted model, not a curated record
CAGCACCGGGACCGCUUGUCCUUCUCCCACACCAGGACCGACCCUUCCCCGGCUCACCGGGACCUGGCCCAGCUUUUAAAACCCACGAAUACCAGAGCACUGGUAACAAAAAUCCAGGCACGGCGGAGCAGAGGGCCAAGCCCUCGCCCAGCACAGGGUUCCCUAACUCGGCAGGAACGGGGAGCAGUGACCAAGCAGGACCAGCCAAAGACCAGCCCUGGGGCUUUCUGCACAGGUGCUGUCGGCGAUGCGAGCGAUGGCAGACCAGGCUGCGGCUGCGGCGGACGCCUCUCCCACCCUGGCACCAUCGCCGGGCUCGCCUCAGCGCAGGGACACCGAUGACCUAACGGCCCAUCCCACCAGCACCAGGGAGGACAGUGGCGGCCGGGAUGGCUGUGGGCUUGUUUUCACCAUGGAUGGGGACACAAAGCCAACCCCCUCACCCCAGCCCAGGGGGAUGCUCCUGGCUGACUUCCCGCGGGCCCCCCAGCCCCGGCUGAGUCCGGCCAAGUCCCGCACGGCCCCGUCCUCCCCCAGCGUCUCCCCAUCGGAGAGCCGUGCUGCCCUGCUCCGGCUGCGCGAGGCCAGGCUGGAGGACACCAAGAGGCGGCUGUCAGAGGCCGUGCAGGAGCCCCUCAACCGGCUCAGCCGGCUCAUGGCCGAGGAGAGCGGCCCUGUACCCCGGGCGAAGGCGGGUGCUGGGGGGCAGGAGACAGGCGGCAGCCCCGGGCAGAUGGGGGGCCGUGGGGCUGGGGGACACCGGGUGCAGGACUGGAGCCCCUGGGAGCCCACCCUGAACUGCCGCUACGAGAUCUGCUCCUACGGGGACGUGAUCCAGGUGGUGGAGGUGGCACAGCAGGAUGUCGAACCCCAGCUGCGACCCCCCAAGGAGCCGCCACCGGCACAGCCAGGGGGCACAGUGCCGGGCAGAGCCCUCGUCUCCAUCGCCCUCCUUGCCUAUGGCUACUUCGUCCUGCCCCUGCCGCCCUACGCCGCCGGCCUCUGCCUGGGACUCCUCUGCGGGCUGGUGCUGGGCUUCCUCGCUGUCCUCCUCCUCGUGCCAAAGCCUCCGCUGGUGACACGGGGACCACAGGGCUGCCUGCGCCCCAAGCUGCUCCCGGGGGAGCUGCAAGAAACCCACCACCUCCAGGGCUGGAUGAACCAGCUGCACGUCUAUGACCCCGAGCUCUUCCACCCCUCACUCACGCACUCGGUGCUCGCCGUACUGGAUGGGGCCACUCUCAAGCUCUCCUACCCCAAGAGCAACAUCCCACGCCGAGCCACCUUCGAGGAGGAAAUCCUCGACCCUGUCUUCAUCAGCCACCGCUGCUACAACCUGACCGACGCCAAGGUCUUCCUCUGUCCCCCCAGCCUGGCCCGAAAGCGGACGUGGAACAAGAAAUACCCCAUCUGCAUCCUCCUCCCUGACCCGGCAGAUGUGGAGAGCAGGAGCAGCGAGGAGCAGGAUGUGGAGCUGCAGAGGGAUGAAGGCACAAAGAAGGCACUGGUACCGGGGCAGGAUGUCCCGGAGAAUUGCAGGGAGAGGUGCCUGUACCUUUUCGGGCGGACAGGCAGGGAGAAGGAGGAGUGGUACCAGCACCUCGUGCGAGCCUCCCGCCAGACACCCAGCAGCAGCCACGGCGAGGCCAGGGCAGGCGUAGGACCAGCUCUGCAGAGCAGUGGCAGCAGCAGCGGGGGGAGCGCUGAGGACAUUCCCUCCACUGUCCCACCCAAGGAGCUGGCAGGAAGCAUCCGACAGAUUUUCUUGGAUUACAGCACCUACAUGGCCCGAUUCGUGCCAGCGCAGGGUGGGGGCAGCCUGGACCGGAGCCCCUCUCAUGGAGCACUGGGCAGCCCCACACCCACAAAGGGGCUUGUGGCUUCUGUCCCUCUGCAGCUCGUUGAGGACACAGGCGGGCGAAGCGAGGCAUCGUGCAUGGCCUGGAUGAACGCGCUGGUGGGGCGCAUCUUCUGGGACUUCCUCCGGGAGCGAUACUGGGCGGAGCAAGUGUCCAGCAAGAUCCAGAAGAAGUUGAGCAAGAUCAAGCUCCCUUAUUUCAUGAAUGAGCUGACGCUAACAGAGCUGGACAUGGGCACAUCCAUCCCCUCAGUCCUCAGCGCCUCCAACCCCACCAUCAAUGACCAAGGGCUCUGGGUGGAUAUAGAGGUGACCUACAGCGGCUCGUUGCAGAUGACACUGGAGACGAAGAUGAACCUCUGCAAGCUGGGGAAGGAGAGUGCUGCAGAGGAGAGUGGCCCGGCAGAGGCGGGCGGAGAGAGGGCCAGGCCACGGCUGAUCCUGCUAGCAGACAGCGAUGCAGAGUCGUCCAGUGCUGGCUCCUCCGACGAGGAAGAUGUCACCGCCGCAGAGCCCGCGGGAGUCCUGGGGGAGCGGGUCCCACCGCCUGGCGCCGAGGGCCACAUCAGCAGCAACAGCACGAGCCGGAAGAUCCUGCGCUUUGUGGAUAAGAUUGCCAAGUCCAAGUACUUCCAGAAAGCCACUGAAAAUGAGUUCAUCAAAAAGAAGAUCGAGGAGGUUUCUAACACACCGCUGCUGCUGACAGUGGAGGUGCAGGAGCUGGCAGGCACCUUGGCCGUGAACAUUCCCCCACCACCAACAGACCGUGUCUGGUACAGCUUCCGAGUCCCACCUCAGCUGGAGCUGAAGGUGCGCCCAAAGUUGGGGGAGAGGGAGGUGACCUUCCUCCAUGUCACCGAGUGGAUCGAGAAGAAGCUGCAGCAUGAAUUUCAGGAUGUUGGGAGAUUUACCAUGACAUGGUACCCACUGGUUUGUUUCCAGCGUUUGAGACCUCUGGUCAAAGAGCAGAAUGUUCCCACAGAAAAUUUUGGUGAUGCCAAACAUGGACGACCUCAUCAUUCCCAUCAUGCGCUCUCGCCUGGAUCCUCAGCCAACCACUGUGGGACUGUCCCAGGACCCCCUGGCCAAGGGGGACAAAAGGCUCUGAACCGCAGCCCCACAGCCAGGGCAGAGGCACCCACAGAGCUCAGGGACCUCGCUGGGACAUGAGGCCAACCAGGGCCUGGCCACUGACUGCACACCAGCCUAUGCUGUGGCCUCUGAGCUCAGUUCAUCUCAUCCUCAGCACUUUGGCAGAUGAGCCUCCUCCUUAAAUACUGCAAGCACAUGUUCAGAGCAGAACCAGACACAGGGCAAGGGGUUUGCUGGAAACCCAAGAACUUCACGCAGCUCCCACCAGUUCCCAGGACUCCUGGUCAAGGCAGCAGCUCUGAACGGGGCUUUCCACUGUCUGGUUCCCAAAGAGGAUGCAGGACGCCCAGGCUGGUUCUGCACUGAAGGGAGUUGUGGUCACUGCUGAUCCAAGACAUCACAGCUCCAAGAUACAUCACACCCUCCCUGCAGGCAGCUGGACUGCAAGGAAAACAUGGGUGGGAAAUGAGGCCAAAAUCUGAAUAAAUCCAUCACUGCCCAGU